Fopius arisanus is the source of this 1381-nucleotide messenger RNA. Its product is annotated as queuine tRNA-ribosyltransferase subunit QTRTD1 homolog. Lineage: Eukaryota; Metazoa; Arthropoda; Insecta; Hymenoptera; Braconidae. The record is from RefSeq and is a predicted model, not a curated record. The transcript is spliced from 3 exons. Gene Ontology annotation, molecular function: tRNA-guanosine(34) queuine transglycosylase activity. Bases 168 to 1337 code for a protein of 389 amino acids.
GGAAAUUUAUAAAUGUUCAUAAAUCGGAACCGGAAGUUGUUUAAAUCCAUCGCAACUUGUGAAUCCGUAAUAAACAAUGCGAAAGCAAAGCCACAUGUUAUUCCAUAAAUCUGGAUGACUCCAAAUUAAAUGAUUGUAAUAGCAAUUAUUUAAUUCAUAAACAAACGAUGAAGUUCAUUACCGAUUCUGUGAGUCGUUGUGCAAGACUGGGAAGUCUCUCGGAGUUGGAAAAAUUUCCAGAGGCUAUUUUCGAGACACCUCUGCUCGUGCUGUAUACAAGGAGAGGGAGUGUACCGCACCUGACGAAAGAUGUCUUUAAAAUGUUGACAGACGAGCAGCACAUGUUGUCUGUUAGUUUACCAACGACAUUAACAAUGGUUGAAGCUGUUAAACAAUCUGACUCGUUCAGUGAGUUCGUUGGUAUGAAAGAAUACCCGACAAUAUUGACAAUUCAGGACUCCUCCGAGGUGUCUCCUCAUGGACACCAGAAACAUAUUACAACAGCGAUCUGGACGAAGCAUGGACAUCACCCCGUAUCUCCAGACAUUUACAUGGAUAUUGUAGAGGCAUUCAAACCUGAUAUCUACGUAGGCCUAUGCGAUGGGGAUAGCAACGAGAAAACGAAUGAGAAAAAAAUAAUGAAAGUCGUAGACAGGAGUAAACGACAGUUCGAAAAAUGUCUGGAGAGACACAAGAGUUCAGAAAUUCUGAAGAAGACUUGCCUCCUGGGGGCAGUUGAGGGAGGAUAUGAUUUGAGGGCUCGUGAAGUAUCGGCUAAUUUUCUGAGGGAGAAAAAUCUUGAGGGGUACGUCAUCGACGGGCUUCACGUCAAUGGACCCGAAGUCCAGAACAUUUCGUUUGAGACAAUCAAGGAAGUUGUGCAACACACAUUGGCUUUACUCCCCCCUGAGAAAUUGAAGGUGUCCAUGGGCUCCUGGAGUCCCCAUGUGAUUCUGGAGCUCAUCGAUUCUGGAGUGGAUGUUUUCGAUUCGUCAUACCCUUACGUGAUGACUGAAAAUUUCAAGGCACUCACAUUCAUGUGUGACUCGCACAACCAUGGAGACGAUUACAAAACUGAAUUGGCCAUUUCCGUGGCAGAUAAAUGCUACGUGGAUGAUUUCUCCCCUAUAUGCAACGAGUGCCAGUGCUUGACCUGUCGAAAUCACUCCAGGGCGUACCUCAAUCAUCUCCACAAUACCAAAGAACUUCUCUGCUCUGUUCUCCUUAUGAUCCACAACACACACGUAUAUCUGGAGUUCUUCAAGGCGAUUCGAGAGAAUAUAAAAAACGGGAAGUUUAAAGAAUUCAAACACCGGUUUUUAAACCAAUUCUCGUGACAUUGGAAAAUAUUUUUGAGCUGAAUAAAUCAUCGAUACAUUGA